This is a messenger RNA of Dicentrarchus labrax (European seabass), 1609 nucleotides long. Its product is annotated as putative methyltransferase-like protein 7A. The record is from RefSeq and is a predicted model, not a curated record. NCBI's taxonomy places the organism in Eukaryota, Metazoa, Chordata, Actinopteri, Moronidae. Bases 76 to 804 code for a protein of 242 amino acids. Gene Ontology annotation, molecular function: S-adenosylmethionine-dependent methyltransferase activity. The transcript has 2 exons.
CAGUCUUGCAGCCAGGGAGACAGACAGUUGCUGUUGACAGUCUGCUGCGUGGCAUGCUGUGGAGGGUCCGCAAAAAUGAGUUUUCUAAUGCGAUUUUGUGCUUUUGUAGUGAAUGUGCUGUGCGUGCCCCUGCACCUGAUGGAAGCGGUCGGUCUGUACAAAAUAUACAAACGCCUCUUCCCGAUUUGUUUAUAUCGGAUUUCAAUCACGUACAACAAGAAAAUGUACGACAAGAAGAAGGAGCUGUUUCGCAGUCUGUCAGAGUUCACCAAGCCCGGCGGUCAGCUCACACUUCUGGAGAUCGGCUGUGGCACCGGCACUAACUUUGAGUUUUACCCGCCCGGUUGCAAGGUGAUCUGCACCGACCCGAACCCCCAUUUCCAUAAGUAUCUGCAGAAAGGCAUGGCCGAGAAUGACCACCUCACUUUUGAGAGGUUUGUGGUGGCAUCGGGGGAGGACAUGGGGUCAGUUGAGGACGAAUCGGUAGACGUUGUUGUCUGCACCCUGGUGCUCUGCUCUGUCAGCAGCAUACCGCAAACUCUGCGUGAGGCUCACCGCAUACUGAGGCCAGGCGGCGCCUUCUUUUUCCUUGAGCAUGUUGUGGCAGACUCCUCCACUUGGUCAUACUUCUUCCAGCAUGUUCUCCAGCCUGUGUGGUACUACUUUGGCGAUGGCUGCGAGGUCACCCGAGAAACAUGGAAACACCUGGAGGCAGCUGGAUUCUCCGAACUCAAAAUGAGACACAUCGAAGCGCCGCUAGUCUUUGUGAUCAGACCGCACAUCGUAGGUUAUGCUGUGAAAUAGAUUCUGAUCCAGAGGGUCUGCUUAAGCUUUGUAACUUCUGUCUAAUAACCAGUGUGUGAAUAUGCCAAGCACUAAAUGCCUCUCCUCUGUGAUGUGAUUGAUCACCAGUGAUAGAGAUAGUACCAGUCACUUUUGUACUAAUUUUAUUUUUGUAUUUGAAAAAACAAACAAACUAAUGUCUUUGUUUGGUAAAGGCAAAUUAUUUUAACACACUGAUAAAAAUCGUACAUAGACAGCACACAGUUUGCUUGCAGUUUAAAGGUCCAGUGUGUAGGAUUUAGUGCCAUCUAGCGGUGUAGUUGCAGAUUGCAACCCCCGCGUCUCACUCGCACCUUUGUGUGUAGGAGAAACUACGGUGGCCAUAAAAAAUUGAAAGAUCAAGUGUUGGAUUUGUCGUUCUGGGCUACUGUAGUAACAUAGUAGUUCAACAUGGCGGUCUCUUUAGAGAGGACCCGCUCCCUCCGUAGAUCAAUUCUAAGGUAAAGAAAACCUGAUUGUUAAAUUCAGGUGAUUAUGCACUAAUCAAAAUAUGAAUAUUAUAUUCCGUUUCUGCCAGUAGAUCCUCAUAAAUGUUACACACUGGACCUAAAUAUAUCUCAGUGUCUAUUUCAUCUUCUACCCAUUGUUCUCCAAUCUCCUAGUUGCUUGCUGAAAACAUAAAUCAAUAUGAUACUGCCAUUUCUGUCGACAGGUUUUUAUCUGUGCUACUUUAUUUGUACGUUUUAUUGACAGUUGUGAAACUAAAAAUAGAUAUUUUUGCUGUGAUUGAGCUGAUUGUGUUAGUGAUUAAAGAGUUUAAUCCCGC